CCCGCGGCCGCUCCGCGCCCGGCGGCGGAGGGCGGGGAGGGCGCGUGGAGCCGGGGACACGCACACGGACACGCACACGCAGCGCGGCCCCGCAGCGCGGCUCUGCGGCCAAACCCCGCCAACAAAGACCCCUCCGCCCCCCUCGCCGCCGCCCCCCGCGGGAUGUAGCCGGGCCGGGAGCCCCAGCGAGGCAGCGGCCCCGCCGCUCCGUGCCCCGCAGCGAGGCCGGGAGGCGGCGGGCUCAGAGGCGCUGCCGCCACCAUGGGCAAAUCCAACAGCAAGUUGAAGCCUGAAGUUGUGGAAGAGCUGACCAGGAAAACGUACUUCACAGAGAAGGAGGUGCAGCAGUGGUACAAGGGCUUUAUCAAGGACUGUCCCAGCGGGCAGCUCGAUGCCGCCGGCUUCCAGAAGAUCUAUAAGCAGUUCUUCCCCUUCGGUGACCCAACCAAAUUUGCCACCUUUGUUUUCAAUGUCUUUGAUGAGAACAAAGAUGGGAGGAUCGAGUUUUCAGAGUUCAUCCAGGCGCUGUCCGUCACCUCCCGGGGGACGCUGGACGAGAAGCUGAGGUGGGCGUUUAAGCUGUACGACUUGGACAACGACGGAUACAUCACGAGGAACGAGAUGCUGGACAUUGUGGAUGCCAUUUAUCAGAUGGUGGGGAACACAGUGGAGCUUCCCGAGGAGGAGAACACACCAGAGAAGAGGGUGGAUCGGAUUUUUGCCAUGAUGGACAAGAACGCAGACGGGAAGCUGACGCUGCAGGAAUUUCAGGAGGGCUCCAAGGCCGACCCCUCCAUCGUGCAGGCGCUCUCCCUCUACGAUGGGCUCGUAUAGUCCCGGGGCCGAGCGGCGAUGCCUGGGGGAAGAUGCUCUCCGUGCCAUCCGACCACCGCCGUGCGAAGCUUGCCUGUCCCUCCCGGCCUUCCUUUCUGUUCUGCGAGCAAGGAGUGCCCUCAAAGCGCGAGCUCACUCCCCCUCUCUGCACUCUGAACCAGCCGCUGCCAUUCGCCAACUUCCGCUUUUUCCAAAAAAACCCCGCGCCAGACCCCGGUCUGAGCGGCAGCGAACGUCCAAGACUUCAGGGCCGGGGGAAUGGCUCGAGCAUCGCCGCAGGCAGAGCCCCCUCUCGGCCUCCUCGCCCCCUUGGCUCCCUUUUUCCUACGUUUUCGGAUGGGACUGCGGAUGCGCCGGCGGGGUCCUCUCUUGGGAAGCGGCCGGAGAGGAGCCCGAAGGUACCGGGGGCUGCACCCCCAGGGUCGGUCCCUGCGGGGUGGCCGGGGAGCCGAGGCACCGACGGCGAUUGGGAACAGAGUCCUGGCGUCACCCACGAUGCCGCUGGCAGCCCGGCUCGGCUCACUAGGGAUAUAUAUUAUAUUAUUAUUUUAUUUUUUCUGGUGAGACAGUAUUGUGCUUUUUGGUUUGGUUUGGUUUUGUUGUUUUGUUUUUUUUUUUUUCCCUUCGGUGGAAAAAAGUGAGGCUUUUUUUUUAUAUGCCUAAUCUCAACGAUCGAUAUCCUUAUUUAUUUGUUGUAAAUGUUGCUGCUGUGUUUUGUCUCUCGUGUGUGUGUGUCCACCCACCCAGGUGAGGAUUUGUAAGGUUUACAUGCUCAUAUUGUGGGGACCCGGGAGCCUGCAAUAACAAUGAAGCCAAAAAUCUGCCUUCCCCCCUCUCCUCCCACCCCCCAUAUCCCAAGCUCCGUGGGCUGGCUGCUGCUUGGAGGGGAUGCUGUAGCUUCUUUUCCUCUUCCUGUUCCCGUGUUCCCUGCAUUUUUCUCUUCACCCUUCCCUUAGGGAGCUCAGUGAGGGCUCACUCAGCCCAGCCUCUGAGCAGACCAAGCUCCAUCCCUCAGUUGGGCAGGGUGAGGAAACUGCUGGGCACCAGAACAUCCCUAUUUCCUCCCUUUUUAUUCAUUUUCUCACUGCAUGAAAAAGUAUUCAUGGAGCCCAGAGUUGGGUUUUGCUUUCAAGCAGAUUCCUUUGCUAUGUUCUGCUUUGCAAAAGGUGGGAGGUGUUUGGUGGUGGCUGUGAAGCAUCCUGUGUGCUGGAGGGGCAGAGGGGGAGCCUUGCUCUGUCUUUCUCCGUCCCCCCAUCCCAGCUGGGACAGGGUGACCGGGGAGUGCCAGGCUGGGCUGAGCACAGCUCGGGGUGUCUCCUUCCCCCACCACUCCCACAGGACAUGGGAGGUUUUGCUGUGACCCCAAGCAGAGCUGCUUGCACCCACCUUGGAGGAGACAAAAGGCUGGGAAUACACACCUGGGGACACUGGGCUGCAGCCCCCCCAUCAUGGCCUCUCCAAACUCCAUCAGCACCCAGCACCCCUCGGGGAUGUGCCCCCAGCUCAGCCCCAGCAGCACCCCCACGGUGGGACACAGUUGGCAUGUCUGCUGGAGAAUGAGCAUUGCAUGGGUGAUGCCUCUGCUGCUCUGGGAAAGGAGGGAUGAGCAUUCCUUCAGGAGCAGAGUGCAGGAAUCCUUUGGGACCCCUAAUGCCACGCUGGGGCUCACCCUUCCAUCUCUGGUCCAGCUGAUGGUAGCAGCAUCUUUCCACCCAGCUGUCUCCCAGCUCCUGUGGCUAAGCCCAGGCAGAGGACUGUCCCCAUGGCAAUGGGAGGUGACAUCUGGAUGUGGAGGACAGUCUGACAGGUGUCUCACGAUGCAGGAGACAAGGUGGUGCCUCAGCAUUCCCUGAAUCCUCCUGGCGUGGCAGGGACAGAUGUCCCAGCCAAGGGGUGCUGGUUCUUCACCGUGCAGCCCCACUCCCCAGUUUUGGGAUUUUGUGCUUGUGGUACUUCUUGAUGCCUGUAAAAAAACACCUUUCCCUAUCCCCAAGGAGACUGACCUCACAUCCACGUGCAAUAUUUCUGCCUCUUCUGCAGUUCCUGCCCCUGAGGAUGCCCAUGUUUCAUUGUGGGGGUGCUUCUGGAGGGUGUCCCUCACUCACUCCCAUGGAAACCCAUUUCCUUGUUGUUCUGUGGCCAAAAUGCAACUCUCUGGGGUAGGUUUUUGCAGUGCCUGCAACUUGUUGAAUGCUCAUCUGCCAGACUGGUCCCCUCCUGGUGCCAAUCAAUGUUCCCAAUGAAUGUGACACUGCUGUAAUCACCUCUGCUGAUGAAUGAUGGCCCCUGCCACUUUUGACAUAGUUCCCAGGCAAAGGCAAACCUCAUUUACUCUGACACUGUUCCCCUGGAAAGCUUUUAAUUUUUGGAGGACCUGUCAUGGGUUGAGCUCCAUCAGUGCUCACAGAUGUCUCCCCAGGGAGUCAGCCCUGCCAGGGCUCUUGGCACGCUGACUGUCCCCGAGCAAAGCGUUUCGGCUCCACUGUUCCCCCUUGGCUGUGGAUUUGGGAUCCUGGCUUGGAUGCUUCUAGUCCUGCUUUUGGGGAGCACUGAGGGCCCCUGAUUCCUCCUGACCACCACCAGGAUCUGCAGCAUCUUGGUAUCACUGAAAAUAAGGCUUGAAGCAUCUCGUGCUUGGAAAUGUUGGCCUUAACCUCCUCGUGCCUCAGUUUCCCCAUCAGUGGAGUGGCUGGGGUGAGCCAUCCCCCUCUGGAAAGCAGUUUGGUGUCUGUGCCCUGGCAAGCACGAGUGCUGGAUACGGCUCAGGACUGCGGGCACAGGGCUUGGCAGGACCCACCGAGCAUCAGGCAGGUGCAGAACACCGGGAACAGCGCGUGGAACGCUGGCUUUGUCAGGGAGUCUUUAAUUCCAGCCUCUGUUUUACACCUGCUCAUGAUGAAACAGGCAGCAAGCCCUGGUUUGUUUCUGUCCAUACUCGGGUUCCUGGUGCCUGUCCAAAAUAGAGCCCUGGCCAUGAGAAGGGGGCCCAAAGCACAGCCAGGCAGAGGUGAGGGUCCAGCCCUGGUGACUGUGGCAUGUGCCCCCCUCUCAUUUGUCCCUGUCGGUGUUGCCCCAUUAAAUGCCAUGUCUGUACUUUCCUUUCUUUUCACUUUUCUGUCUGUGUGCUGAUUGUUGCUGCUUUGUAUCUGUCUUUCCUUGAGCUCUGGGGCUGGGCUGAGCUGAGCUGUUUCCCCCAGGAGCAAGAAUGUGGGAGAGGGCUCUGGGGGCAGAUUCCCCCCUGCCCUCUCCUCACAGCUCAAACCAGGACCCAAGAGAGAGAGAGAAGUGAAGGGUUUUUCCUCGGGAGCAGGCUGUUAAUUAAUGCAAUUUAUAACGAGACCAGGCUGGUCCCAGGAGCGCUCUCUGUUGGGUUGGUGGAGGGGGGUGUUCGCUUAUGGGGGACCCCAAACCCUCUUUGUGCCAGGUACCAGCUGCAUCUCACCCUCCUUCACAGGAGCAGAUGCCUGUUGGUUCUUCCCGUGCCAUCAGGACACCACAUUCCUGUUGGAUGGGAGGCUGAGGUUGUGGAAGGUUGUGGAAUCCCAGCCCAGGUCGCUGCUCCUCAGUGGGCAGGGAUGCAGCUGCCCAGAGGUGGAAUUGUCUUGGAAUCUUGGGAUCUGGCUUUGAGCCCCGCUUGGAGCAGGGCUGGCUUUGAAGCAGGGCCAGGCAUGGCAUGGGGGCAGCUGAAAUCACUGGCAGAGCUGCCCCCUUCCCAUGUAUUUAGGGCUGGGGGGUCAUUUGGGAUGGGUGAGUGACCUGCAGCCCGCUCACUGUCCCCCAUCCAAGGAGGAGAUUUGGGACAUUUAGUGAGAGCAUCUGUCACCUGUCCUUCCCGAGGGCAUUGGAGGGGAGAGCCUGGCUGGGACAGAAGCGAGGGCUGAGGGCAAAGGAGGGAGCUGAUGGCUCCAGUCUCAGUGCAGAGUUUGGGAUGCAGCAGUUUUGGGGUCUCAGUUACACAUUUCAGCCCUGCCUAUUCCAGCAGCGCUGCAGCAAAGUCAUCCCUCCCUUCUCUCUCUGCUUCCGUGGCCACCAGCCCUGGGCUGGGUGCCCUGUGCCACAGGUGUGACCCCUGCCCAGGGGGUGGCCGAGCCCUGGGCUGAGAAGCAGCAGCUCCAGCAAAGAGCCUUGUUUGUGAAGAUGAAGCCUGUGUGUGCGUCCGUGCCGGUGUCUCGGCUUGCAUGCCCCGCUGCCUUGUCUUGAGAUGAAUUCAAGAGCAAACCAAGCAAAUGAAACAGUUUAAUAACAGAACAAAACAAAACCCAGGAACUUUGUGACAGUGGAAAUAAAAGCUUAAUGACAGUAACGAA
Molecule: messenger RNA, 5141 nt
Organism: Vidua macroura (Pin-tailed whydah)
Lineage: Eukaryota; Metazoa; Chordata; Aves; Passeriformes; Viduidae
Gene: NCS1
Product: neuronal calcium sensor 1
Exons: 8
Coding region: 262-834 (190 amino acids)
Molecular function (GO): calcium ion binding; calcium sensitive guanylate cyclase activator activity
Source: RefSeq, a predicted model, not a curated record